Microplitis mediator is the source of this 1466-nucleotide messenger RNA. It is a transcript of the gene CSN6, whose product is annotated as COP9 signalosome complex subunit 6. NCBI's taxonomy places the organism in Eukaryota, Metazoa, Arthropoda, Insecta, Hymenoptera, Braconidae. The coding region runs from base 160 to 1239 and encodes 359 amino acids. The transcript is spliced from 5 exons. Gene Ontology annotation, molecular function: metallopeptidase activity; protein binding. Gene Ontology annotation, biological process: protein deneddylation. The record is from RefSeq and is a predicted model, not a curated record. Gene Ontology annotation, cellular component: COP9 signalosome.
CAAGACAAAAGAGAGAUUAUUUUUGAUUCUAACCUAGACUUUGUACUUGUGGUAAAUCGGCGAGAAAAAUAUGCAACGAUAAUUAAUUUAUUUAUUACUUUGAAGUUUAAAAAAUAAUUAUUUAUAUUUGUAGUUAUAUUUAUAUAAAUACUUAGUAAAAUGAGUGGUACGUCAAAGCAAGAUGCGGGAGAGAUGGAGGUUGACGAGAACGUCGUCUUGGACAACGGGUCCAGUUCCAUGGAAGUCGUGAACCAGCCGGUUCCUGAAGCGGCACCGGUACCAGCAGGAGCCGGAAGUUCAAACUCUACAAGUAACUCAAGUCGUGUGAUGGCAUCCUCUGGAACUCUGGGGUCAGUAUCUGUCAGUUUGCAUCCCUUAGUUAUCAUGAACGUCAGUGAACACUGGACCAGGUUACGGGCACAGGAAGGAAGUGAACAAUUAGUUUACGGAGCUUUGAUUGGAAAACAGAAAGGAAGACACAUAGAGAUAAUGAACUCAUUCGAGCUGGUGUUCACGAUGAUUGGCACUGAUGUUAUUAUUGACAGAGACUAUUACAACACCAAGGAAGAACAGUUCAAGCAGGUGUUCAGCGACAUGGACUUCCUGGGUUGGUAUACCACUGGAGACAUGCCCAAUGACAGGGACAUCAGUGUCCACAGGCAAAUUUGCGGCAUCAACGAGAGCCCUGUCCUGCUGAAACUCGACCCGAGACCUAAAAAUCCGGAUCAAUUGUCUGUAGCGAUGUACGAGUCUGUUAUUGAUCUUGUUGCUGGGGAAGCGACGAUGCUUUUUGUACCUUUAACUUAUACUUUGGCUACUGAAGAAGCUGAGAGAAUUGGUGUCGAUCAUGUUGCGCGAAUGUGCAGCAAUGAACAAGGGGAAAGCUCUCUAGUUGCUGAACAUCUUAUGGCGCAACACAGUGCCAUAAAAAUGUUAUACUCACGUGUGAAACUGAUCUUAACGUACCUCCGUGCUGUCGAGAAAGGAGAAUUGCCACCGAACCAUGAAAUUUUGCGAGCUGCUAGAUCUCUAGCUCAUCACUUGCCAGUUUUGAAUAGCGAUAAAUUCAAAGCUGACUUUUACAACCAAUGCAACGAUUUUGGCUUGAUGACUUAUCUGGGAAUGAUCACCAAGGGCUGCAACGACAUAAACCAGUUCGUAAACAAAUUCAAUAUUUUAUACGACCGGUCUGGAAUGGGCCCAGGCCACAUGAGACGUAUGCGAAGUCUUUUUUUUUGAAAAUCAGUUGAUUGUUUAAGAACUUUAAAUUAUUUUUACUAACGCAUCUAAUUGUAGGAACAGGUACAAAUCAUAAGAGACGCACCCACUUGCUCGCUUUCUCUCAGGAUAAUAAUGUUUUGUCGUAGAUUUAUUUACGUCCGUCAAAAUUUAAUAGGCUUAUCAUUUCUUAUCUCUACUUAUGCCCAAAUAUUAUUUUCGAAUAAAGGUUUCAGUUUUAUAAAUUA